CAGUAACCUAACCUAAAACUGGUAGAAACACAUUUUGGACAUCCAAAAACAGAAGUCUAUUCUCAGACUCCAUUGAACUACAAUAUUCCCAAAAAAAAUGUAUAAGAAAACGUGAUUUUAAUUUGUCGCUGACAAAUUAUUUUUAUUUAGAUUAUACAUUCUUAUAAAAGUAACGUUUUUCAAGUACAUUUGAUACAUUAUUUUGUUCAAUAAUGGCUAUUCCCAUUGCAGCUCGUAGUUCAUCAGGAAUUACUCUCUAUGAAGGACUACCUACUCCUGGUAACAAACCAACAUGUCCUCCGAUUCAAAGCAAGGCCUGUCGUACCAUGCUGUUUGAUCAAGAUGGAAAAUAUUUGGCAUAUGUGAAUGGACAAACAUUAUGUGUACUACAAACUGAUAAUUGGCAGACAUUGGCCACUAUUGAGAAUGUUAAAGCUUAUCAGUUGGCAUUUUCACCAAAAGGAACUUUUAUAAUGAGCUGGGAGCCUUUUACAGUAACUAACGCCAACCCACAGGGAAGUCCAAACUUAAAGAUAUAUAAAACUGCCAAUGGAGAACUUGUUAAGACAUUUGUACACAAAAAACAAGCUAAUUGGGAACCUCAAUGGAGUCAUGAUGAAAAACUUUUUUCAAGGGUAGUAAACACUGAUGUUGUGUUUUAUGAAGAUCUAAAUUUUGAGAGAAUAGUAGCUAGAAUUAACAGUUCUAAGGUUUCUUCCUACAAGAUUUCACCUAACGUUGGUGUCUAUUUUGUUCUUUGUCACACACUGGGCAGUCCUGGACAACCUUCUCUUGCCAGGUUAUUUAAGUAUCCUGCUUUUGAUACCACACAAGCCAUUGCCAAUAGAAGUUUUUUUCAAGCUGAUAAAGUUGAUAUUAUGUGGAAUGCCAAAGGUAAUAGUGCAUUGUUGUUAACAUCUACAGAAGUGGACAAAACAGGAGGUUCAUAUUAUGGAAAACAAGGGUUAUAUUUUGUGGGCUUAAAUGGCGAAACUUCGAUAAUAACCUUAAGUAAAGAGGGUCCCAUUUACAGUGUUGAAUGGUCUCCAAAAAACAAUGAGUUUUGUGUUGUGUAUGGUUUCAUGCCAGCGAAAGCUACCAUCUUCAACAUAAAAUGUGAGCCUGUGUUCGAGCUGGGAUCUGGUCCAAAAAAUGCCAUACAUUACAAUCCUCAAGGAAAUAUUCUUCUCUUGGGAGGUUUUGGCAAUUUAAGGGGUCAAAUCGAACUAUGGGACACCGCCAAUUGGAAGAAAAUUAGUAGCUGUGAAGCACCAGAUACAACGCUGCUUCAUUGGGCUGCUGACGGGGAACAUUUUUUAACUGCCACCACGGCUCUAGGCAAAGAUUCUGCUCCAUCCAAGGCUUCCCUGAAGCAGAAAAAGAAAAGGGAAGCAAAGAAGGCAAAAAAAUUGGAGGAAGUGAAUGAAGAUGAACCGAAAACACCAGCAGUUGUCAGUAGUGUAAAAAUAAAUUUAACUGGUGAUCCAGAAUUGGAUAAGAAGCUCAAAAAUAUCAAAAAGAAAUUGGAUGCUAUAGAAAAGCUAAAAACACAGCAAGCUGAGGGCAAAACUCUAGAAAUCAAUCAACUCGAAAAAAUCAAAGCAGAAAACGAUUUACUGGCAGAACUAAAGAAUCUAACAGUGUGAUUCUACUUUUACAAUUGUUUUAUUUUCUUACAAAGUUGAAAGUUAUAAUUUUUGUAUAACUUAAAAAAAAAAAACAUUGUUGGACGUUUA
Molecule: messenger RNA, 1736 nt
Organism: Diabrotica balteata
Lineage: Eukaryota; Metazoa; Arthropoda; Insecta; Coleoptera; Chrysomelidae
Source: the annotation of a GenBank genome assembly